Molecule: messenger RNA, 7267 nt
Organism: Xiphophorus maculatus (southern platyfish)
Lineage: Eukaryota; Metazoa; Chordata; Actinopteri; Cyprinodontiformes; Poeciliidae
Gene: znf507
Product: zinc finger protein 507
Exons: 7
Coding region: 90-3149 (1019 amino acids)
Biological process (GO): regulation of gene expression
Cellular component (GO): nucleus
Source: RefSeq, a predicted model, not a curated record
GGUGGAAAGAGAGAGAGGCCACUUUUUAUAGCUAACGAAUAAAAACUCCCCAGUUUUAUGCGUUGAGGACAAAGAGCAUUUUGUCGGUGAUGGAUGAGAAUUGCAGCGUUGCUGUCCUCAUCUCAAAGUCCUCCUCUACAUCUGAUGUGUCUUCCUCUGUUCCAGUACCUGGAUCUCCUUUUGAACCCCUGCCUCACAGGGUUAUAGGUCAGGGUGUCCCAGGGAGUGUCCAGCCAAAACAGGUGGAUGAGUCCCUCAUCCAGGUCAUCGAGAAACUCAGCAAGAUAGUGGAGCAGCGUCCGCAGAGGCACUCCCCUCUGGGGGGGCAGAAAAGAGGGAAACAUUUGGACUCUUCCGAGGUGAGGUUGAAUCCAGGAAGCUCUCCUAACAAGAGGAUGAAGAAUAGCUGCGACGAGGAGGCGAGAGCAGAUGGUAGCGAAACAGACAGCAUUUCUUCUUCUCUUGCUCUGGGCGACAAUAACAACAACAUCACUACUGUGCCGAGCGAAGUUGCUGGCGGUUCAAGCCACAUCGACCUCAAACGGACAGUAACGUGCUACCAGUGCAGCCUUUGUCCCUACCUCUCCCAGACGCUGGCCCAGCUCAGAGAGCAUCUGAAGCAGCACAAUGAGCAGCACAGCGACCUCAUCCUCAUGUGCUCCGAGUGUCACUUCACGUCCAGAGACCAGGAGCAGCUGGAGGCACACGUCAAGCUGCACUUCGACGACAGGGGCGGCACGACGAGAACCUCCACGGAAGAGGAUGGAGUUCUGAAACAGGGUGGGGAAGGGGAGCGGGACAGUGAGGCGAGCAAAGGUUCACUAGAUGAGUCAAGCGACCCACCAAAGAAGAAAAAGUGGUAUAGCUACGAGGAGUACGGUUUGUACCGCUGCUUGAUCUGCAGCUAUGUGUGCAGCCAACAGCGAAUGCUCAAGACCCACGCCUGGAAGCACGCCGGCCUCGUCGACUGCUCCUACCCCAUCUUCGAGGAAGAGGAAGGCGGUCCAGCAAGGCAAGAGACUCAAGCAGCUACCAGCAGCAUCAUACCCCGAGAGGAUCUAGUGAUCCUGUCUCCAGGUCUUCAUGAUCAAAAUUUACAGAAACUCCCAGCUGCCAUCAAGUUGCAACUCUGCGUGCCUGUCGCUACCGAGAACCAGCAGGAUCAAUACAAUCCACCGGUCUCGCAUUCCAGCGAAGAUUCUGGAACGGCUGCAGAUGAAGACGAGGAGAAGGGGUACACCAACAAAGACGCCAGCUCUGAGGAGCCUGUGGUGGAGGUGCAGGUGACUACGGAGGGAGAUGGCGACAUGGAGGUGGACAGGACCCAAGAGAGCAGCUCCAUUCCUGACAGCCUGCUGUCGUCAGCCCAGAAGAUCAUUAACAGCAGUCCGAACAGCGCCGGACACAUAAACGUGAUCGUAGAGCGCCUUCCGUCAGCCGAAGACACCGUCAUGGUGACGAAGCCUCUUCUCCUCAACCCAGAUGUAGAUAGGGACAAGGGUUUGCUGGCUGUGAAAGAGGAGGAGGAGCAGAACCCUGUAGGAAGUGUUGUCUGUGUUGAUAACUCCACCAACAACCCUUCAGUAGAUGCUGACUGUAAGUCUCCCCUCCCUAAAGGUGAUUCCUCCCUAAGGGAUGAAAACAUCCCCCCAACUAGCCGCAAGCGAACGCAUUCUGAGUCGCUCCGCCUCCACUCCCUGGCUGCAGAGGCUCUUGUUGCUAUGCCGAUGAGGAUGCCAGAGCUGCCCACCUCCAGCCCUAAGGUGACCCUUAAGAGCGCUUUACCCCAGAUUCAGAAUCAAAGGAUUUCGGACGGAACUCAGAACAGACAGAGGGCGUCGGACGUAGAGAAGACGGCAGCCCUGUUGGACCUGGAGCUUUGCCAGGCCAAACAGGCGGGAUUAGGAACCCUAGGCCUUGUAGAGGGUGAUGAGGAAGGUCCCACCACUAAAGCCGGAAUCAGCCUUUCACUCCUUACCGUCAUCGAAAGACUCCGAGAGCGCUCAGACCAGAACACCUCCGAUGAAGACAUCUUGAAAGAGCUUCAGGAUAACGCACAGUUCCAUAAUGGGGCUGUAGCCGCAGCGAUCACCGGCAACGGAGCCGAGAGUUACGUGUGUAACAUUCCAGGCAUUGAUGGGUUGGUCGGCCCAGCCGACGGAGGGUUGGUGGACUAUAACCCGGGCAACGAGCGGCCGUACCGGUGCCGGCUGUGUCACUACAGCAGCGGCAACAAGGGCUACAUUAAACAGCACAUGCGUGUUCACAGACAGAGGGCGCCGUACCAGUGUCCCAUCUGUGAGCACAAAGCCUCAGACAGUAAGGACUUGGAAAACCACAUGAUCUACCACUGCAAGAGCAGGAUGCACCAGUGUAAAUACUGUUCGGAUGCCUUCCACUACAAGAAUCAGUUAAGAAGUCAUGAAAGAGAGCACCACAGCUGCAGCAGCGACACGCCAUCACCCACAACGGGGACCGACACCAUCACCCCAGUGGAAGAAUCUGAACGGGGAACAGACGAAGAAGGUGGGGUGUCAAAGAUGUACAAAUGUGAUGUGUGCAACUAUACCAGCUCUACGUAUGUAGGGGUGAGAAACCACAGGCGGAUCCAUAACUCUGACAAACCCUAUCGCUGCUGUAGCUGUGAUUUUGCCACCACCAACAUGAACAGCCUGAAGAGCCACAUGAGGAGGCAUCCUCAGGAGCACCAGGCUGUGCAGCUGCUGGAGCAGUACAGGUGCUCCCUGUGCGGCUACGUGUGCAGCCAUCCGCCGUCGCUCAAAUCCCACAUGUGGAAGCACGCCGGGGACCAGAACUACAACUACGAGCAAGUCAACAAGGCCAUCAACGAGGCCAUCUCCCAGAGCAGCCGCCCUGCCGGACCCCCCACACCUCCCCCAGACUCCACCCAGUGUCCCGCCCAGGGGAAGAACCCGGCCCUGUCCCAGGGCCCUCCGCGCACGGGGCCCCCCAUGGAGUACUGCAUGCUGCUGUUCUGCUGCUGCAUCUGCGGCUUCGAGUCCACCAGUAAAGAGCGUCUGAUGGAGCACAUGAAGGAGCAUGAGGGCGACAUCAUCAGCAUCAUCCUCAACAAGGAGCAGCAUCAGCAGGAGGCGGAGGCCCAGGCCGGCCUCCUGACAGCAGAGUGACACACAUCCAGAGGUGAUGAGAGGUCAGAGGUCACUGCAAUGGCUGCUGUGUCACACAGGCACCAUUUAUAGGCUUCAUGAAGAGGAAUGUGAUUUUAAUCCGUUAAUAUUCAUGUCAAAUCGUUUCACCUUAUAAAGCUUCGGCCCAAGUUCGAACAGUAAUAAGCUCAAUCUUAAAUAAAUCACAAAACAUUCAACUAUUUCCUUCCCUAAUUUGAUCACUUUUCUAUGAUGGCAGCUCUUUCAUUGCUACUGUAGUAUUUACCAUGUUUAGUGCGACAUGGCUGAGGUUCUCAUUCUGUAAAGAGUUAGCAGCAGACCUUCAUCAGAGCAUAAAGGCUCGCAUCGCUGCUCGAACAGAAGAAAUAUUUAUCUGUUUAGUUUUCCGUUAGCUGCCAGUUUGAAGAGAGGUGUGUUAGUUUCUUUAAGUUUGUUGUAUGGUUUGUAAAGUAGAGAAGGAAGUGGAAGUAAUAUACAUUGACUGAGGGGUUGUUGUAAAUGCCUGUAGACAAAAAGAAUGACAAAAAGGGAAGUCUGUUGUUAGUAGAGCCGUUAUUUGAAUCUGCCAGUGCCAAGGUUAGGAUGUAGGAAAAAGUUUCCUUAAAGGAGACACGGUUAUCUCUCAUGUUUGUGGUGCUAUGUUCAUUUGAAAGCAAAAAUUUGUAUGUAUUUUUAUAUCUCCUGCUGUUUAUGUUGUUGGUGUGAGUGUGUGUGUUUAGUAAAGUUUUUAUUAUAUUUUAAUGUUCUCAAAAGUACAAAUCAUCUUCUCAUCAGAACAUUUGUAAACACAGCGGACCCCCGCCACUCAUGGUUCAGUAGUUACAAAUUAUCCUGUGGACAUGAUUUCAUGUUAUUUGCAAAAAAUCCACCCAUUUAUUAAUAGUUUUGUAAAUAUUCUACAAGAAAAUUCCACUUGGGAAGUGAAAGUACUUAAAAGCAAUGCUACUUGUCACACCAUUGGCUGGCAUUAGCAAAGCAGCCAAUCCAGAAGCGCCAUUCGUUUUCAAGAGAGAGGAGGAAGACUGUAGAUGUUAGCUUCCACUGUGUAUUAAUGCAUAUUAAGGUAUAUCUGGUGUUUGAGCUAUUAAUAUAGGCAGUUGUAAGCAUUUUUAGACGGGGUGUCAAGUUUUCACAGAUCACUGGGGGUUCACUGUAAUUGCCUACGCAGUGGAACAUUUUGUUUCAUGUCAUGGUUGAGACAAUACAGUGAAACGUUUUUGAGUGGAAGCAGCUGUGUUAUCCACCUUAUUCCUGUAACCAUGAUGCUUUGCAUGAACUGUGUGUUCAGGGCUCAUCCUGUUUCACUUCGGCUGCCUGUUGAACACAAACCUCCUCAAGCUCAGUUUGGUCUGGUAAAAGAGUCCAAAAACAAAUCCAGGUCAGGAGAACAUGGAAUCAUACCAUGUCACCACAACCGUACUGUUCUAGAAGUUUUGAAUCUAUCCAGUUGGCCAAAUGUAUCAUCAAUAUGUGGAUCAUGGCACUUAAAAUAUCACAUUCCACCAAGUAUUCCAUCCAAGCAGUACUGCUCAUAGGAUUAUCUUCCCAAAACGAACCUCUUAGUGCAGCUGCUGCUGUCUAACAGGAAGCUGUAGACACAGUAAAUCCUACAGCAGCAUCACCAGGAAUAAGGUGGAUAUGAAGUUUGGAUUAAAACAGAUUGGUUAUUCCAGGUUGGCUCACAACAAAGUCACACUAAAAAUGAUUGCAUGAACAUUUGAUAAAUAUAUUGCUUCAAAGAGUGUACAAAAAGAUUAGCUGAAAGCGGUCGUACAUUUACUAAAAUAUGUUAGUUGCACUUAGUGUUAUCAGUCCCAGCAUAAAUCCUCAUGAAACAUUUUACAUUUACAUAAAAAAAUAACCCAGAUAAUAUAUUUAUGUAUGAACUCGUUCUCCUUGCUCAGCUGCUAGCUAGCAUGAAGUGAUAGCUCAGCAUGUUAGUAGAUUUUUAGCUCAUGUUUUAGUUCAAUCCAACCAGGUUGUUGCCGUUUAAUUUAGUCGUCUUUAAUAAUGUGGGAUUUCAACCUCUUGUAAAAACUUGUAAAAUAUAGAAAUUUGAAAAUCUAAGAAACCUCAAAGAUUGAAUUUACAGAAAAUUGGGAAACAAAUGCCUUGAACUCCAAGUUGGCCAGUUUCAAGUUGCCAAAGAAAACGUUCCAACACCUUUAAACUGGCAAAAUUAUGAAAUUCUGCACGCAAGUCUACUAGUGGGUUUGAGUUUUGCUUUUGUUUUGUAGGUGAAGUCUAUCUGAACUGUAAUGUUACACCUGUCAAUUAAACGUAUUCAAAGCUGUUGUACAAGAUCUUUCAACAUACCAGAGCAGUAAUUACCUUUGUUGGGUAAAUGCCCACAAGUUUAAACAUUUGAUCAUUUAUUCUGAAGGCAGAUUUUUCUUAUGCUGCUUCCUGAAAGACUAAAUUUCUGGUAACUUUGCAUAGUUAGUAACCAAACUGUGUCGUGUUGCACAUAAAUUAUAAUCCACCUGUUCUGAAACGAUUCCCCUCCUUUGAAACGAGGUGAAGAUGGCUUUGUGGAAACUUUAGCUGUAGUUAAAAACUCAAACGGGGAAACCUUGAACACCAGAGAAAUUCUACAUCUCAAAGAUUCUUAAGUAACGCUUGUUUUAAACGAGAUGCAAGAAUCAGCAGGUAGAAUAGACACUCAAGUCUAGUUCUUUUUACAGAUUACAUGGUCAAUAAACUAGAUAACAUGAGUAGAAAAUAACUUAACAGUGUUCAAAUCUGGAAUUAUUUUUACAUUUUGUUCGACUGCUACAAGAUAAAAGCAACUCCAGGUUUCAUAGCCUCUGUGUGAUUAACUCACACUAAUCAGUGCAGUUUUUUUGCAUGCAUGACUCCUGAUUGGACAGACUGAGGUUUUCUACAGCCACUCUUCACUAUACCCAACCAUACCGAAAACUGUGACUCUGAAUUAUUCCACUAUAAUGUAUACAAAUAUUCACUUCAGUCUUUUUUUCAAGAUUCUAGCAUGGAAUGUUAAAAGUAGCCUAACCGGCUUUCGUGUGCCAAAGUUUGAGGAUGUAACAUGAGAGCUGAAGAAAACCAGUCGAAUGUGUAACCUCUAAAUUGUCCUGAAUCGCUCCAACAAAACUUUCUAAAUUUUACUGAAUAGCAACAGAGAACUUCAGCACUUGUUAUAUCUGUUGCUUUUUGUCUUGUUGUCAGUUAAAUCCAAUUUAUUUGUAGAUUUUUAGCAGACGGGAAGCUCUCAGGCAUGAACCAGGCAUGCGUAUGAAAGGUCAGACCUCAGUUUUUUAUUCAUGUUUGAAACACGUUGCCUCAAAAUUAAAGUAUUUCAGGAGGAACAAAAUAUUGGACUCAUUUCUGCGACGAUACUUUAUCUGCGAAGAACUGACACAACCUUUAAGCAAACUUUUUGAGACUUGUGUGUUAUAUUUCUAUUACGAAAGAUAUAUUUAUAUAUAAUAUGUGGUAUAUUUUAUGCGUGUUGGAGCAAAUGGAAAUUCUCUCCAUUUUUCUCGCUGCAAGUUUUGCUAAACGCCGCAACCACAUGGCCUUUAUUGUGUGCCAUAUUUGCGUUAAAAAGCAAUGAUCUCUUCUCUGUUUUUUUUUUGUGCCUUUUAAUGUUUUUGUGUUUCAAAGCGUUUCUAGAAUAUUAAAUAUCUUUGAUUUGCAUCCCUGAUCCUCUGAAACCCUUAUGUUUUCAUAAUUCAGGUCAAAUAAUCCAACACACCAAGUACAUAAGGCACCUCUGAUGCAUCACUAGCCAGAGCUCAAAUACUUUCACUUUAACAACCUCAAAAACUGACAUUUCUAUAAAAUAUGAAAUAUUUUUAAAAGUUCAUUAUGUUAUAAAAGGUUUUCAAAUAGAUUUUUUUGCUAACUUUUGAUCUAUUUAGAAGAAAUCUUGGUUUGAAGUUCAGCAUAGCAAGACGAGCUAUGUCUGUUUAAACCAAAGGAGACGACGUCUACUCUGUAUUUUUAUGCUCGUAUCAAAUUUUGUAACAGAUUCAACAUGAAAAUGUCUCGGACUGUAAUGUGACACUUGCUUUGUUUGUAUUUAUUUUUAAACAUCCUAGAAAGUAUUUCAUCACUUUGUCAUUGUAUCUUUUGCUAAUAAAGAGAAUGUGAAAUGA